UUUCACCACCUCCGAGGCCUUCUCCUCCGACUAAAAAAAGAAUAAGAAUCCAAUUCCAAGGCCUCCUCGCUUCCUUCUCACGCAACCUUCGAUCCACCGCAGCUAUGAAGAUCACCGCCUUGCUCGUUCUCAAGUGCGCUCCCGAAUCUUCCGAACCUGUCAUCCUCUCCAACGCUUCUGACGUCUCUCACUUCGGUUAUUUCCAGCGAUCUAGCGUCAAGGAGUUCGUCGUCUUUGUCGGUCGCACUGUUGCCAGCCGAACCCCUCCUUCCCAGCGCCAGUCCGUCCAGCACGAAGAGUACAAGGUUCACGCUUACAAUAGGAAUGGCCUUUGCGCGGUUGGGUUCAUGGACGAUCAUUAUCCUGUUCGAAGUGCUUUUUCUCUUCUCAAUCAGGUCCUAGAUGAGUACCAGAAGAGUUUUGGUGAGACAUGGAGGUCUGCAAAAGAAGACUCCACUCAGGCUUGGCCUUAUUUAACCGAAGCUUUAAACAAAUUUCAGGACCCAGCAGAGGCUGAUAAGCUCUUGAAAAUCCAGAAGGAGUUGGAUGAGACUAAGAUUAUCCUUCAUAAAACCAUUGAUAGUGUUCUAGCCCGUGGUGAGAAGCUGGACAGCCUAGUGGAGAAGAGCUCAGAUUUGAGCAUGGCAUCGCAGAUGUUUUACAAGCAAGCAAAGAAAACGAAUUCAUGCUGUACUAUUCUGUGAGCUGCAACUCUGGAAGUCCUGGGUAUAUAUAUCAACCAAACUUUUGGCUGGGGAGAAUCUGUUUUUACUUUUUAUAUACACAUAUAACUUCGUCUCUGUAGUUUGCAUGCAUUUUGAAAUUCCAUUAAGACUCAAGUCGUGUGGUGUGUUUGAUCCAAAUACAUAAUGUCACUUAUGCAAGAAUUCAAUUUGUCUCUGGCAGCUUAA
Capsella rubella is the source of this 911-nucleotide messenger RNA. RefSeq names its product VAMP-like protein YKT61. NCBI's taxonomy places the organism in Eukaryota, Viridiplantae, Streptophyta, Magnoliopsida, Brassicales, Brassicaceae. The transcript is spliced from 6 exons. Gene Ontology annotation, molecular function: SNAP receptor activity. Gene Ontology annotation, biological process: endoplasmic reticulum to Golgi vesicle-mediated transport. The record is from RefSeq and is a predicted model, not a curated record. Bases 105 to 704 code for a protein of 199 amino acids. Gene Ontology annotation, cellular component: membrane; Golgi apparatus.